UCUGUCCCAGCGGAUCGUUGCCGAGUUCGUGCAUCAGUUCGUGUUCGUAACCAUGAGGGUGUUGAUCGUAGGAUUUGCCAUUUUUAUAGCACUGAUUGCGCUGGCCACCCAUACAGCGGCCGGCCCGGCCAAUUGUGAUCCGGUCUACGAAGAGUGGACGGACAAGGCGGAUUGCGAUGAAAACUGUCAGAAUAUAUGCAGCCCAGUGGAGGAUGCUUGCCUUUGCCGGUUCGGAUAUCUGCGGGAUCUAACCACUGGCAAGUGCAUACCGAGCGACCAGUGCACACCAGCUCCGGAGAACGUCAAACUAACCUGCUUGGGAGCGUAAAACUGUUACGGCGGGAGUGGUCGCAGCGCAAGCAAACGCUCCCACACAACUAUGUGGUGAGGAAGAAGUGAUCUAAUUGAUGUGAAAUAUAAGUGAUUUAAAAGUAAA
Messenger RNA from Anopheles stephensi (Asian malaria mosquito), 436 nucleotides. Its product is annotated as chymotrypsin inhibitor Ani s 6-like. The record is from RefSeq and is a predicted model, not a curated record. Bases 53 to 328 code for a protein of 91 amino acids. The transcript has a single exon. Lineage: Eukaryota; Metazoa; Arthropoda; Insecta; Diptera; Culicidae.